Ceratotherium simum simum (southern white rhinoceros) is the source of this 2096-nucleotide messenger RNA. RefSeq names its product tetraspanin 9 (gene TSPAN9). The record is from RefSeq and is a predicted model, not a curated record. Gene Ontology annotation, cellular component: plasma membrane. Lineage: Eukaryota; Metazoa; Chordata; Mammalia; Perissodactyla; Rhinocerotidae.
CCCUCGGCUCUGCCCGCCGCGUGCCCGGGCCGCCUAGGGCCGGCGAGCAGCUCUGCAAAGUCGUGGAGCGAGGGGAGGCGGAGCGCCCGCAAAGUGGUCGGGCUCAGCGCUGGGGCUGGGUUGGGAGGGGUGUGCCCAGGGAGCCUGGAUCCCGGCGUCCUUGCGCCUCGCGUGGAGCGGCCGGUGCACCCGGGAGGCGAGCUAACGCUCCGGAAAGAGAAAUCAAAUUGCAGCCUCCUCAAAGACGCUAAGUUACGCAGGCGAGCCGGUUCCCGGAGAACGUUCGCUAGCGCGCUUAUAGCCGAGCCGCGCCGCAGAGCCCUCCCGGGCCAGCCGGCUGAGAGCGGGGCGCCAUCCGACAGGCAGCGGCUCCUGAGCAGCGGGUCCAGUCCGGAGUGCGCCCCGGUACAGAGGGGGGCGUGCAAGGCUCCGCCGGCCCGCCCGCAGCCCGCGCCCGGCUUAGGCGCCCCUCGGUCCCACUCCGGGAGCGAUGCCCCCCGCCCCUCGCGCCCCCCGGGAACGACGCGAGCAUGGAGAAGUCGAGUAGCGAGGAUUCUUCGAUCCACCGGAGUCCAUCUUUGGACAGCAAGGACUCGGACUUUGCCAAGCCGUCCACCUCGGGCCGCCCGUUCGGCCGCGGCUUCACGGCCGGCGCCUUCUACGGCACCGCGGGCUCCCGGGGCCAGAGCCGCGCCGAGGCCGGCGUUAAGACUGACAAGUACAAUGCACCCAAGGGCAGCAAGUACGUGGUGUUUUACCUGGACCUGUCCUUUGUUUUCCUCCUAGAAUUUAAGAAGUGCAACAUGGCCAGGGGCUGCCUCUGCUGCUUGAAGUACAUGAUGUUCCUCUUCAAUUUGAUAUUCUGGCUCUGUGGCUGUGGGCUGCUCGGAGUGGGCAUUUGGCUCUCCGUGUCCCAAGGCAACUUUGCCACCUUCUCCCCCAGCUUCCCCUCGCUGUCUGCAGCCAACCUAGUCAUCGCCAUAGGCACCAUUGUCAUGGUGACGGGCUUCCUCGGCUGCCUGGGGGCCAUCAAGGAGAACAAGUGCCUCCUCCUCAGUUUUUUCGUCGUCCUAUUGGUCAUCCUCCUGGCAGAGCUGAUCUUACUGAUCCUCUUCUUUGUCUACAUAGACAAGGUGAACGAGAACGCCAGGAAGGACCUGAAGGAGGGCCUGCUGCUGUACAACACAGAGAACAACGUGGGGCUGAAGAACGCCUGGAACAUCAUCCAGGCCGAGAUGCGUUGCUGUGGUGUCACCGACUACACCGACUGGUACCCGGUGCUGGGAGAGAACACGGUUCCCGACCGCUGCUGCAUGGAGAACUCCCAGGGCUGUGGGCGCAACGCCACCACCCCGCUGUGGAAAACGGGCUGCUAUGAAAAGGUGAAGAUGUGGUUUGAUGAUAACAAGCACGUGCUUGGCACAGUGGGGAUGUGCAUCCUUAUCAUGCAGAUUCUGGGCAUGGCCUUCUCCAUGACCCUCUUCCAGCACAUCCACAGGACUGGUAAGAAGUAUGAUGCCUGAGGGGCCGGCCGGGAGCGCCCCAGCCCCACGCGGACAUGUGCCGGGGAAGAAGAGUUGAGCUUUGUGUUGCCUGCCCGCACUUGCAGACUGCUGACCCUAACCCUCCCCCAGCCCGCCCUCCCCCGCCCACCCCACCUCCGCCUUCUCGGUGGGUGGAGGGCCAGGGACGAGGAGGCGUGCAGAGACCUUGGGGUGCUGGGGCACCUGGAUUCCUGCAUCUGUGUAUUUGCCAAAGAAGACAGGGUGGGCCGGGGGCAUGCUCAAGGAGGCCCCCAGCACUGAUGCGUUUCUGCCCUGCCCUUCCUCACAGUGACACUUAGUCCCCGCGUGGGGUGCAGAGCAGAGUGCUCCCUCCUGGUGGAGAGACUGCCCAGCAGAGGCCACUGGCAUCCACGACCACCCCGUGGGAGAGUGGGAGAGCUGGUGGGGUGGGGGUCUGACCGCUCUGGGCAAGGCCCUUGGGAGCGUCUUCCCCAGGCUUUUUAUACCUUACAGUGUAACUUUUUUAUUUUAUUUUACUCUGAUUAUGAUUAUUCAGGAAUAUUAUCUCAGCUAAGUUUAGGGUUAGCUUUC